This is a messenger RNA of Colletotrichum truncatum, 1641 nucleotides long. RefSeq lists its product as uncharacterized. The record is from RefSeq and is a predicted model, not a curated record. NCBI's taxonomy places the organism in Eukaryota, Fungi, Ascomycota, Sordariomycetes, Glomerellales, Glomerellaceae.
AUGCCUCUGCUACCUCGAAAGCUUAAAACCAAAAUAGUUACAAUAUCCAUCCUUUUUCUGUUAACAGUCUUGAACUACUUUUUUGAUGGUGCCGUGAAGAACUUCUUCUUCUCAACGGCGACCGCCGUCGAGGAUCCACCCGGAACAUGGGACAAUCACCCUGUUGUGCAGCUCCACCGUGACGCCGAGGUUCGAUUCAACGACUUCCUCAAGCGUCAGUCUAAGACGGCGGACGAAGCUGAGAUUGAGUAUGAGCGCCGGUACAGAAGAGCACCGCCAUCGGGCUUCCGCCGAUGGGCAGAAUACGCUCUCGCAAACGGCUCACCAGUCAUCGACGACUUCGACAUCAUCGCGGAGGGCGUCCAUCCCUUUUUAAAAUAUACCGCAGUUGAGAUCGAAGGCCGAAUACGCAAAGCUUUAGCAAAGAAGAUUGGCGACCAUAUCGAAAUCUGCGACUUGACUGGCGGGAAGUUCGGGCCCGGAUGUCGGACAUGGGCCGACCCGUUGACGCACCUGCUGGGUGACGCAAAGUCAUUGGCGCCGGAUGUUAGGUUUUUGAUGAACUUUUUGGACGAACCUUCAAUCCUUUUGGGAUCCCAAGAGACGGAAGGGGGUGGAGAUGGUGUAACACUCUGGACGGAUUUGUCCCAUCGACCCAUUGCUGCGGUUGUGGCCGAGGCUUGUAAAGCUCGGGGAGAGAAGUCUUCGUCGCAGGCGCCGGAUGAGGCCAGUAACUUGCUCGACAUACGCUUUGUUACUAACGUGACUGCGGAGAAAGAUCUAUGUCGACAUCCUGAAUACGCCUCCGAACAUGGCUUUCUCCUGUGUCCCACCACACUUCGACGGCUACAAAUCGACAUCCCAAUGCUCUCCCGAGCCGCCCCCUUGCCCUUCUCCGAUAUCCUCUUUCCCGCAACACACUACUCCAUCGAUUCGAGUCUAUAUAGCCCUUGGUCUGACUGGACCUGGGGCAUGAAGAAGAAUUCUCUAUACUGGACGGGCUCUUCGACCGGUGGACAUUGGUCACAAGACACAUGGCGAAAAGGUCAUCGGCAACGGAUUGUCACGCUUGGGACUGGGAAAGAGCAACGCAACUUUACAUUCUUACGCGGCAGCUCUAGUGACUCUUCAACAGGUCGUGGAGUGGAAUCCUACAAUGAUGCUAUCGACACAUCUCUUUUCGACGUUGGCCUAACGCGCCAUGCGGGAUGCGCCACCAACUCGGUCUGCGAGGAGCAGAUCCGUUUCUUCGGCCAACCUCGACGCGCUGAAUCCGAGUCACGCCCGCUGCGAUUCCGCUACGCCCUCGACGUGGACGGCAACAGCUUCAGUGGCCGCUUCUACCGAUUCCUCGCAUCACGUAGCGUGCCGCUCAAAGUGAGCAUUUUCCGCGAGUGGCACGACGAGCGGUUGAUACCUUGGUUACACUACAUUCCUGUCAGCGUCAAUAUGGGGGAGUUGCCUGAGCUUGUGCGCUUUCUUAGCACGACAGCCGAGGGACAGCGAAUAAGUUACCGCAUUGCCGAGGCUGGGAGGGAGUGGUAUUCGCGGGCUAUGUCGCCAAAUCACCAGGGUAUCUACCUGUAUAGGCUAAUGCUAGAAAUGGCAAGGCUACAGGAUGAGUCCCGGGAGGUUGGUUGA